GACUUCUGGUAAUCGAAAAUGAAAUACAAAUUUAUAUUAGCAGUGUAAUAAUACAUUAUAUUACACUAUUAUAUUACAUAGUACUUUACAUUGAGUACAUUGUAUAACACUUAAAUUUAUUAUUGUUGGUUAAUUUUGACACAGUUACAACAAUAUAUUUUGAUACAAUUAACUAUGUACUCAUCCUUGUUUUGCGGACAUAUCUUUCGGCGUGGGUCAAACGACAAAAGCUUUUGGGGGGCCGUCUAAUGUAAAAACAGGCUAGCCAGUUACAAAUCCCUCAGGAUAUCUUUAGUAGUAUAAUACAUGUGUUACAGAAUAUAAACUAAUUAUACGUACACUCUGGUGCUGAGUUGUCUUAUCUGGCAAGUUCAACCAAAAGAGACGUUAAAUUGUCACUGAAACAGUUCUCUUCGGUGUGGGUAAUACGAGUAUAAAUAGCUAUAGUCAUAGAAUUUAUGAAAGUUUUCUAUUACUGAUGUUUAAUUACUAAACUCAUUGUUGUAACUGAGUCGUCGAAUCUAAAAAUAUUUAUUUUUUAAAAUAAUGUUCAGUUAUAAUAUUUCGGAAACAUUUUAGAUUACAUUUUAUCUCAGAAAGCUGAACACAAAAAAAUACUUCAAAUUUUUGUACUCUAUCUUUUAAUUAUUAUUAUCUUUACUUCAUCCGCUACAGAAGUAAUCAUUUUAAUCGCAGGGAAGACUUAUUGGGCUAUAUCUAUCUUUAACGAUAUCCUAUAGCCACUAUAGGAUAGUGCAAACCCAUUGAAGAAGAGUUGUGGUCGAUUAUUUUUUUUUUGUCUUUUAAUAAAUUCUAACCAUUAAGGUGUUUUUCCCCAAUUAUCCAAAAUGUACAACACUUUAAAUAUUAAAAUAAAUUACAGUGAUCGAAUAGCAUUGUGGCAAGAUGAGAUAUUGCUCGUACAAUGCUUAUAUUUUAAUAUUGACAGAUGACUUUAGAAGUUCAAAGCUAUCAAUUCAGAGCUGACAACAAACAAAAAUGGUUUUAUCCGAACGAUUUUUAGAUGUAACUCGCUAUUGUACCCUCAACGAAUUAGCGGUCCUGCGCAAACCCAUAAUACAGUGAUAUUUGGUGUAACACUUUGGGGAAAAACAGAAAUGAUCAUGCCAGAAGUCGUGAACGUUUCCAGUAUUGACGAAGUGAGCUCUUGGAACGUUUCUGACAUUGUAACGGACAUUUCGUGCCAAAUGAAACCAUACGAGGAAACACUUGGCUCGGUUGUGUUCAAAUCCAUAGCCUUUGCGAUAGGUAUGCUCGUCAUAGUCACUGCGCUCGUCGGCAACGGUCUGGUUUGCAUUGUGAUCACAUCUUCCACACAAACGAUAUCCGUCAUCAACACGUUAAUCCUGAACAUAGCCAUUAGCGAUAUGAUCAUACCGUUGUUCUACUUUCCAUACUUGGUAAACGUCAUUUUCAUGAACUACUGGCCUUUUGGCGAAGCUCUCUGUGACGUUUACUCCUAUUUGAAUACGGUCGUCAUUCAGGUCAGUACUUAUACGAUGGUCGCUAUCAGUAUAAACAGAUAUGUAGCAGUAAUCUGGCCUUUGAAGACACGAGCAAGUAAGCAAAACGGCAAGUCUAUAAUAUUUUUGGUUUGGACAUUGUCGGCGGUUACCUCAGUCCCUUUCCUGUUUGCCAACGGACUGCAACAGCCGUCUAUUUGGUAUAAGAGUACUACGUCUUACAAACCUAUAGUUUCGAUGAGCACGUGGGAUCACCGAGCUCCUUUUUGCUUCAUGCUGUACUGGCUGGGCAUGUCGCAUACUUGUCACAAUCCUGUUAUCUAUUGUUGUAUGAACAACGAAUUCCGGAAAGAACUCGUGCCCUUGCUGCGAAAAAUGCCUUUGCUUGGAAGGUGCCUUUGCAGGGUAAACACCAGUGUGGCCGAAGCCAUCCCGUUGCAGGCAAAACACUGUCAGUCGGACAGAAGUUCAUCCCGAAGAUAA
This is a messenger RNA of Adelges cooleyi (spruce gall adelgid), 1967 nucleotides long. Its product is annotated as RYamide receptor-like. Gene Ontology annotation, cellular component: membrane. NCBI's taxonomy places the organism in Eukaryota, Metazoa, Arthropoda, Insecta, Hemiptera, Adelgidae. The record is from RefSeq and is a predicted model, not a curated record. Gene Ontology annotation, biological process: neuropeptide signaling pathway. Bases 1119 to 1967 code for a protein of 282 amino acids. Gene Ontology annotation, molecular function: neuropeptide receptor activity. The transcript is spliced from 4 exons.